Messenger RNA from Cooperia oncophora, 276 nucleotides. The record is from the annotation of a GenBank genome assembly. Lineage: Eukaryota; Metazoa; Nematoda; Chromadorea; Rhabditida; Trichostrongylidae.
AUGUUUGAUAUGCUAGAUGUUCGACUAUACUCGGCUUCACACUACAUCUUGCAAGAGAGCCGAAAUGCUGAGCUUCUUGAAGAGGUUGACGAGGAGGACAUCGUAGCGAGCGUUUCGCCGAUUCAAAACCUUCUGAUCGUCGAUUGCUUACGACUUGGUUUGCCUUCGGGUCGUCUUCACUCCGCGUGCCGCCUUCGCCUGUUCCUUCACUGCAGAGAGAUGGUUCAUUUGCUCAAUGCUCUUGCAGAACAACUUGUCACCAUGCCUUACAUGUGA